Molecule: messenger RNA, 972 nt
Organism: Osmia lignaria (orchard mason bee)
Lineage: Eukaryota; Metazoa; Arthropoda; Insecta; Hymenoptera; Megachilidae
Gene: BI-1
Product: Bax Inhibitor-1
Biological process (GO): negative regulation of RNA splicing; cellular response to unfolded protein; negative regulation of endoribonuclease activity
Cellular component (GO): mitochondrial membrane
Molecular function (GO): enzyme binding
Source: RefSeq, a predicted model, not a curated record
UUUACGCACAGAAAUAUCACUGACGUGUCCACGGAAAGGCGAGCUACUUCAAAGGUUCAUGAUUAUUCUCGUUUCACGCAAGACGAAAACAACAUUGGUAGACGAAUUGUGUUAAUUACAGUGCGAUUUGUGAAAUUAAGCAGCGUAAUUAUGGCGGCGGUGUUGAAUAAUUUUGUAAAUUCCUUCACGAACAGAUUGGAAUCACCGGUUAGACAACACUUAAAAAAUGUCUACGGUUGUCUGUCCUUAUCAACAUUAUCAGCUGCUGCAGGAGCUUAUAUUCAUUUAUACACAGAGCUCCUGGAGGCUAAUUUAUUAACGACUCUUGGUACUUUUGGUCUUCUUUUUGCUUUAAUUAGCACACCAGAUAAUGGAAAAAAUCAAAAAUUGCGGCUCAGCUAUCUUCUGGGAUUUGCAUUUUUAUCUGGGCUUGGAUUGGGUCCUUUACUUCAUUUGGUCAUAAGUAUUAAUCCAAGUAUUGUAAUAACUGCGCUUAUAGGAACGACCGUUGUGUUUGUAUCAUUCAGUAUUUCUUCUCUUUUGGCUGAACGAGGUCGUUGGCUGUACCUUGGCGGUACUCUAAUUAGCUUACUAAAUAUUAUGGUUCUGUUUUCAAUUCUCAAUCUCUUCCUCCGUUGGUCUUUGUUUUACCAAGCCCAUUUAUAUAUUGGAUUAUUCUUGAUGUGUGGUUUUGUCAUUUAUGACACGCAAUUGAUCAUUGAAAAAUACCACAUGGGCAGCAAAGAUUUUAUUCUGCAUUCAUUUGAUCUUUUCAUAGAUUUCAUUAGUAUUUUCCGUCACCUUCUUAUAAUCCUUACACAGAAGGAAAUAUCAAAAGAACAGCGUAAACGCAAGAAUUAAGCGAGAGUAAAGGAGAUUGUAAAGUAUCAUACCAUUCAAGUAAAUCCAUGAGCUAGAGGUCUUCAUCUAAUCUAAUCAUAUGUAAGACAUAUAUAUUUACUAUGAUACAAU